CGACUGACUGAGUAACACUUGGCGCGCAGCAGUUUCCUUUACCUGCGGCUUCUGAGACGUGUGCCACACCGCCAACACUCACACAAGAGCUCGAGCAAGAUGCGUGGGACGGCAGCGCGAUUGGCCUUUCAGGUCCUGGGCGGGAAUGGCUUGCGCCAGCCCAACGUGGCCAUUGCCGGUGUAACGGGUGCCGUGGGCCAGGAGUUUCUCGCCUGCAUGGAAAAGCGCAACUUUCCGUUCAACAAGCUGAAGCUGCUGGCGUCUGAGCGCUCCGCGGGCAAGAAGAUCACCUACAAAGGCCAGACGUAUGUCGUGGAGGCUUUGACGGAGAACAGCUUUGAGGACGUUGACAUUGCCCUCUUCAGUGCCGGAGGCUCGCAAAGCCGUCAGUAUGCCCCUGCCGCCGUCAAGGCGGGAACCAUCGUCAUUGAUAACUCGUCCGCCUUCCGCAUGGACCCCAAGGUGCCCCUGGUCAUUCCCGAAGUCAACCCUCAGGCCGCCUACCGCCACAACGGCAUCAUUGCGAAUCCCAACUGCUCCACCAUCAUCAUGGCCGUGGCCGUCUAUCCCAUUCACCAGGCCGCCGGUGUCCGCCGUGCCUCCGUCGCCACCUACCAAGCCGCCUCCGGUGCUGGUGCCGCCGCCAUGGCCGAGCUUGAGCAGCAGGCCCGCGACUGGGUUGAGGGCCAGCCUCUGACCCAGGACAUUUUUGGCCGUCAGUACAUUUGGAAUCUUUUCUCCCACAACAGCAAAAUCGAUCCCAGCACGGGCUACAACGAGGAGGAAGUCAAGAUGAUGCGUGAAACCACCAAGAUCUUUGAUGAUGAUUCCAUCCGCGUCACUGCCACUUGCAUUCGCGUGCCCGUUCUGCGUGCUCAUUGCGAAGCCAUCAACCUCACCCUCAACGAGCCUCUGUCCGAAGAUCAAGCUCGGGCCAUCCUGGCCAAGGCCCCAGGCAUUACCAUCCAUGACAAUCGCGCUGACAACAGCUUUCCCGAGCCUCUUAUGGCUUCUGGCAUCGAUGACGUGCUUGUGGGCCGCAUUCGGGCCGAUUUGAGCCAAGAGAAUGGUCUCGAGAUGUUUGUGGCUGGCGACCAGCUUCUCAAAGGUGCCGCACUCAACGCCGUUCAAAUUGCCGAGUUGCUCAUUGAGCAGUAAAUGCCUGAUGUGUUUAUGUCUCCGAGUAUCCGUGUGUGUGUGUGUGUGUGUGUGUGUGUGUGCUCGGCGCUUUGCCAUGGGCUGCCAGCGAGCUUGUUUGUCGAUACCCGACCCAAACUCCGAUGAAUUCAUGCAAAUAGUCC
Messenger RNA from Monosiga brevicollis MX1, 1301 nucleotides. RefSeq lists its product as uncharacterized. Bases 100 to 1158 code for a protein of 352 amino acids. The transcript has 4 exons. NCBI's taxonomy places the organism in Eukaryota, Choanoflagellata, Craspedida, Salpingoecidae. Gene Ontology annotation, biological process: L-threonine biosynthetic process. The record is from RefSeq and is a predicted model, not a curated record. Gene Ontology annotation, molecular function: aspartate-semialdehyde dehydrogenase (NADP+) activity; NAD binding; NADP binding.